AUGUAUGUACGUACGACAAAGUCGUACGUACUAGAUACGUGUAUUUCGUCCGUAGUACGUACGUCGAUUUAUAUACACCUAUGCACAAUAUCUAUUUCUAUAGAUCAACGCUUCUCUUUGUCACUUUGUGAUCAUCCCCAAAAAAUCUGCCUUUGUUCUUUGAUUUUGUUGUUGUCAGUAACUUUGUCUACCAUUCAAAUCUUUGACAUAUUCUCAGGCGAACAAAGACAGCUCAGUUGGCAGUG
Messenger RNA from Candidula unifasciata, 245 nucleotides. NCBI's taxonomy places the organism in Eukaryota, Metazoa, Mollusca, Gastropoda, Stylommatophora, Geomitridae. The record is from the annotation of a GenBank genome assembly.